CUGAAAUGUUUUAUGUGAGGUCUCUUGCCCAAUCUUGUCACCAGUUUUGCUGACUGGGCGAAACCCCGAGGCUAAGGCUGGUCACGUAUGCCUAUGGCUAUGGUUCUGCGCCCGCAUUCCUGCUUGCAGCUCGGUACUACCUAUACCGUAUGCAACUUGAAGUUGUUGCGCAUACAUUAUUGUUCAAUGCAGGGCAGCAAGUGACGUUCUGCAUCAACGUCGCGUUGUCUCCUCGCUUGUAGAAGAUAAUUCAGCAAGAGGUUGAAAGUUCUCAGCAAUUUUCUUUUUCUUUACUGCGCUUCAAUGGCCGCAAGCGCUGAACGGAUUCGGAGGCUUGCAGCUCAUCUGAAUCCUGCUGGGCAUGCAGGACAGGAGGGAACCCUGCUGAUGGAGCGCACAAGAGCACGCGGAGCCUCUAGUGGCUUCAAGGUGGCUGUUCUUGGAGCAGCUGGCGGCAUUGGACAGCCUUUGUCGCUCCUCCUGAAGACGAGUCCCUUGGUCUCAACUCUGCACCUCUUUGAUGUCGUCAACACUCCAGGGGUUACAGCUGACCUGAGCCACAUCAACAGUUCUGCAGUGGUGCGCGGCUUCGUCGGCAACGACCAGCUGCCGGCCGCCCUCGACGGCGUCGACCUGGUAGUCAUCCCGGCGGGCGUGCCGCGCAAGCCCGGCAUGACACGCGACGACCUGUUCAACAUCAACGCAGGGAUCGUGCAGAAGCUGUGCGAGGGCAUUGCGAAGCACUGCCCCCGCGCGGUUGUGAACAUCAUCAGCAACCCGGUGAACUCGACGGUGCCCAUCGCGGCGGAGGUGUUCAAGCGGGCGGGCACGUGGGACCCGCGAAAGGUGCUCGGGGUGACGGCGCUCGAUGUCGUGCGCGCAAACACCUUCGUGGCUGAGGUCAUCGGCGUCAACCCCGAGAUCGUGGACGUCCCCGUCGUCGGAGGCCAUGCCGGCGUCACUAUCCUCCCCCUCCUCUCUCAGGUGACGCCGAGCUUUUCCUUCUCCAAGGAAGAGACGGAGAAGCUGACGGUUCGGAUCCAAGACGCUGGGACGGAGGUCGUUCAGGCGAAGGCGGGCACCGGCUCGGCCACGCUGUCGAUGGCAUAUGCCGCCGCCAAGUUCGCUGAGCAGUGCCUACGUGGCCUCUCCGGAGAGACAGGCAUCGUCGAGUGCGCUUACGUUUCGUCCGAUGUCACUGAGCUGCCCUUCUUUGCUACGAAAGUACGACUGGGUCGGUCCGGUGUCGAAGAAAUCCACCCCCUGGGCCCUCUGAACGAGUUCGAACGGUCUGCAUUGAGUAAAGCUAUUGGAGAGCUCAAAGGAAGCAUUGACAAAGGACUCAAUUUUGUCAGGAAGUAAAGACUGUCUGCUGAUGGGUUUGGAUGCGUUCAGAGAGAUACUGUACAAUAACGCUUACUUACCAAGUUGCAAGAUCCGUACUGCUACUUAUAUCUUUUCGCUUUAUAGGUCCUCGAACCUAAGACAAUAGCCUUAGUUUCGGCGGCACUGAGUGAUUCAGGAGCUAUGCAACUUAGCCACGCGACUGCAAUUUGCAUGACAGAUUAGCACCACACGUUCGGGUGUAUCCCUACAUGCGCAGGCCUUAUUCAAUGGCGCGGGCAGUCCAGAUACAAUUGCUCCUAUACAUGAUGUCAGUGCGCGCGUGGAUUCUGUGUUAUCCAGC
Messenger RNA from Klebsormidium nitens, 1687 nucleotides. The record is from the annotation of a GenBank genome assembly. NCBI's taxonomy places the organism in Eukaryota, Viridiplantae, Streptophyta, Klebsormidiophyceae, Klebsormidiales, Klebsormidiaceae.